Racocetra fulgida is the source of this 181-nucleotide messenger RNA. NCBI's taxonomy places the organism in Eukaryota, Fungi, Glomeromycota, Glomeromycetes, Diversisporales, Gigasporaceae. The record is from the annotation of a GenBank genome assembly.
AGAAAAAUAUAAUGAAAAAUUCUUACCAUUGACCGUAGAUUUACGAUCUAAUGAUCCUGAUAUUAAACUUGAUAAUUUCGAAAAGAGACUUAAAUUCUAUGAAAACAUUGUCGAUACUUCAAUAUUAACUUCUAACAAGACAGAUACAUCUCCCACUACUGGCAAUAGUAUUUCUCCUUGA